Rhizophagus irregularis DAOM 181602=DAOM 197198 is the source of this 282-nucleotide messenger RNA. RefSeq lists its product as uncharacterized. The record is from RefSeq and is a predicted model, not a curated record. NCBI's taxonomy places the organism in Eukaryota, Fungi, Glomeromycota, Glomeromycetes, Glomerales, Glomeraceae.
GAAUAUUCAGAUAAUAAUGAUGAUGCCAAUGAGAGUGAAUUUGAACGCUAUACUGAAUCCACUGAAUAUAAUGAAAAUGAACCGUCUGAAAAUAUUGAUAAUGAAAAUGAUUAUAUCGAUAGUGAUGAUGAAAAUUACCAUGUCGAUAGUAAUGAUGAAAAUUAUCAUGUUGAUAGUGACAAUGAAAAUUACCAUGUCGAUAGUGAUAUUGAAAAUAAUUCUGUUAGUGAUAACGAAGAUGAACACAAAAAUCUUGAAGAUCCUGAAAGUAUACUUGAAAAU